GGCCUGCAGGAGCUGCACGACGCCUGCUUGGACUUCAUGGCCGCCCACUACCACCAGGUGCUGCGCAGGCCCGACGCCCGCCCGCACCUCCUGCUGCCCUCGGCGCUGCAGCAGCAGCUGCGGGAGCGGCGCAUGAGGGGCACGGCCACCCUCGUGCUGCUCGGGGACUUCAUGGGCGCCUGUCCGCCGGGGCUGCCCGCCGGCUGCCACCCCGCGGAGGACGCGCCCUGGGCCAUGCUCAGGUACGACGAGGAGGCGCAGCGGUGGCUGCCGCUGGCCAAUAACCUGCCCGCCGAUCUGGUGAGCGUCCGCGGCUACGGCUCGGCCACGCUGGACAAUUACCUGUUCAUCGUCGGCGGCUACCGCAUCACCAGCCAGGAGAUCUCGGCCGCGCACUGCUACAACCCGUGCCUCAACGAGUGGAGCCAGCUGGCCUCGAUGAACCAGAAGAGAUCCAACUUCAAGCUCCUGGCUGUCAGUGGAAAGCUCUAUGCCAUCGGUGGCCAAUCCCUUUCCAAUGUGGAGUGCUACAACCCGGAGAAUGACUGGUGGAAUUUUGUGGCAUCCAUGCCAAACCCUCUUGCAGAAUUCUCAGCUUGUGAAUGCAAGGGCAAGAUCUAUGUUAUUGGAGGAUACACUGCACGAGGCAGGAACAUGAGCAUCCUGCAGUAUUGUCCCACUUCUGAUUCCUGGACCAACUUGGAGCUGUGUGACAUGCACAUCCGCAAGCAGCAGAUGCUGUCUGUGGAGGAGACCAUCUACCUGGUGGGAGGCUGCAUCCUCGACCUUGGACCAAACCAGAGAUCUGGCCCCAGCGAGGACCUGCUAACGGUACAGUCCUACAACACUACCACCAAAGAGUGGCUCUACCUCAAUGAGAACUCAUCCAAAUCUGGCCUUAACUUGACUUGCACUCUCCACAAUGAUGGAGUCUAUAUCUUGAGUAGGAAUAUUGCUCUGUCUUCCAGCUUGGAGCAGCGUCUCUUCCUGAAGUAUAACAUCUUCACAGACAGUUGGGAGUCACUGGGGCGUUUCCCAGCCUUUGGACAAAACAUUCUGAUCUGUUCUAUGUAUUUGCCUGAUGGGCGAGAAGUGUAACACUAUGAGGGUUUUUUUUCAGUUCAUUAAUCGUUCUUUGAUGAGAUAUUUCUCCCUCUGAAUAAUUCCAUUUUCAGAAUGUAAUGUGGUUGCAUAAUGCAGGCAUAAAAUACUGAUUCUGUUCUCUAAAAAGGUUUCAGAAUCCAAUAUGAAGAGAAAUGCUUCCAGAAACAGUUUUAAGAUGUUAAUUUAAACAUUUUACUGGUUUGGAUUAAAAUUUCACCAGGUAUUGUUUGCAAUUUAAACAUAAAAUAAUUGUGUUGGCAACUGAUACAGCAGUUCCGAAAGCAAAACUGAUCAGUCUGGUUUUAUUUUUCGUCCUAAUAGACAGUGUAGAACAAAACAUAUACAUUUUUAAAGUGGAAACAAUUCAAUAAAGUAAAAAAUUAGUAUAAUCAAAAUCACAACAGGAUUUAUUUAUUUUAAAAUACAGGCAAGCAAUGUUCUGUCAAAUGCGCAGUUUCAAAUUGCUUGUGCUGUCCCAUUUUUAUCUCUUCCAUGGCAGCAAGUGAGAUUCUCAAAGGUGCCAGCAAUUGGGGUCCCAUCAAGAAGAACUUCCUCUGGAUCAUUUAUAGUGCAAUGCUUUGCCAGGGACUGGUAGGAAUUGCCUACAGUUGCUAAUUGGAAAGUAGAUGCUCCUUUAAUUGAAGUUGGCAGCAUUUCAAACUACUAUUAAGAUAGAGGUAAAGAGGCUCUUUAUUCAAAGGGUGGAGUUUCCUAAUUGUCAUGAAGGUUUAAGUUUUAGUUACCUUGUUGUGUUCUGUAGUACCUAGAACUGAGUUUUAAAGAUCAAAUUGUAGUUUCGAGCUGCCUGUUGUGAAAAUGUCCUUGAGCAUGGGCAGACGUGAUCCUGCUGCAGGCGCAUCCUGAUUAGUAACACUCCUGUGGGACACACCUGGAAGGCUUGGCUUCUGUAGAUGACUCCCUGAACACCUUCCCCAGAGCAGGGACAUGUGAGUGUUGUCUCUUCCUUGUGUCAUCAGGAGAGGUUGCCUCAGGUUUGCCAGCCACUGUUGUUCGUCUCUGCGAAGGGCACUGUAAGGUGCUCACUGUGAACUUUCCUUUGUGGCGAUUCUAGAUAUCAUUGUGGGGAUACUGCGGGCGCUCCUUCCCAUUUCUGCCUCUUGCCAGAGAGAACUGUGGCCAUGAUUGGCCCCUUUUCUCCUUGUAGCUGACAAAUGCAAAAGCAUCUUGAGGUGCCUGCCCAGGUCUGGAAUGUGUGUCCUCACAACACAGAGAGGAAAAGUUCUUGGUUACUAUGAGAAGAGCCAGGUUAGACAUGUGCUAAACACAUUGUAGGUAUUCUGGUUCUGCUCCAGCUGCUCAUCCACAUGAUGAGAUUUAAAGCACACAUUCCUAAUGUGUGGAGAUACCUUUUUUAUUUCUUCAUCAGAAUUCAGGAAUCUAAAUCUUUUGAAAACAGGGGCCUGUUGUACAGAGGAGGAGGCAGCAGUGGUUCCCUCAAGGUCCUUGUAACUCCUUGCUUUUCCACAGUUUUGAAUAAAACCAUUUCUUACUAAAGGGUUACCAGUCUUAAAGUGCCUUGCCAAUCACUGCUCACACAUUAAUCUUGGUGCUUCCAAUCACCAGUCGUAACGCAAACAGAAAAUCCCAGAAAACUUCUCCAGAAUGAGGACAUUUGUAUUUGAACAUUUUUAGGAUUAAAGAAAAAACAACACAAGGUAUUCUGGAUGUCUAAAAUUUACCUUUUUGGGUGGAACUUUUGCAGCCUGGUGGAGAAUGUCAUGCAUCAGCCCAAAGUGGUGCCUGCCACUCAGCUAUGUUUGACUUCAAUUAGCUAAGUCCAUGUUGAUGUGUUUUUAUUUCCUUUGAAGACAUCGUACAGCUGCUGUAUCAGACCACACAAUUGCUCUUCUGCAAUGGAGCAAGAAGGUGACUUUCAUGAGAUGCUUCCUUCAGAAGUGUUUCAGAAUAAAUAUAAGCAGGGUGCCAUUGUCUGGUGAUAAAUUAUCUUAGUCACAUUAUGCUACUUGCUUUCCUAAAUUUAUUUUCAGUUCCAGAUUCAGUACCCUACAGUCAACUGUGACCAGUACUUGCAUCCAAGUUGCACCAUUCUCUUUCCUAGGAAAUUGACCAAGAAACUGCUGGGUUUGCAGUGGGGUGUAUCAAAUCAUGUGCUUUCAAGCCCAUUCAUUUCUUAGUGCAGUCAUAAUUCCAAAAACUGUGACAUCAUCUUCUUGGUGCAAUUACUCUUUUUCAGAAGAGGCCUUUCCACACUGGGUUUAUCUUGGUUUCAACUUCCAGCAAUCAAGUGACCACCUUGAACACCUGCUCAAAAGCAGAAGACAAAGAUGUGUCUGACUGUAAAUACAGUCAGACCCUCUCGUCAGUUCAUGGUGCAAAUGCCUCCUACACUGACAUUUAACAGUACUGCAGUCACAAAUCAAAACUGGUGUUUAAUUUAGUGGUAGCAUUAAUUAGUAUACAUUACUACAGGCUGAAAUAAAAAUAAAUGGGGAUUUUUAAACAAAAUCAUUUACAGAAAAGUAUGCAGUGUGUGUGACCCAGUACCUCAAGAAAGAAACCAAACACUGUAAUGACUCAUUUUCUUUUUAUCAGUUUUAUAUUUCAUAUUCAUUUUUUAUAUUUUGUGGCAAGGAGAAGUGUCUGAGAGCCACUAACAGAAUAAUUAAAACACUUUUUAGCCAAUGGAAAUGUUCAGUGAUCCAGCGUGCUCUUCUUUCUCUGGUGGUGGGAGGAAAAGGCCCUUCAUUUUAGAAGUAGCCAGAGAGUCCUUGCAGUCUGAUCAGCUGAAAAUUCCUCUCUUGUCCUCAUGUUCUCCUAACUUACCAUGUGGGCUUGGAGAGAUCCUUCCAGCUCCUGGCAUCUGCAUCUCCAAAAAUGACAAGUGAGUGGGAACACAAAGUUGUUGUGGUAUGUAGUGUUUGAAAGAGUUCCUGAGCAUGUGAAGUACAUUUGUCCUCAGUGCUGUAACUGCUUCCUUGGCUAUUCAGAAGUCUUCAGCAAGUGCUAAUGACCUCAGCAACCGCUAAUUACUUCAGCCUCUGCCAAUUACAUGUGUUUUGAACUAAUGGCUAUUUCCAGCCUGUUUCUUUCCUUCUUUUUUUCUAUUUGGUCACCCAACAGUCUUUAGUUCAUCUAAGUUUUCUGGUCUUGGUGUUCCAAAGUCUGUAUCUAAAUUCCAGACUACUGCUUUCUUGCUGUGUCUGGGCUAUCCAGUGUUUUAUAUAUCCGCUAUUUAUCUUCUCUGCCUCAUGGACUUAUUCCCCUUGAUACUGACCAGCAAAAGCUGACUAUGGUAGAGGAUGAUCCUGAGUUGAAAGAAGAAACAGCCCCCAAAGUCCUGAGGGAGGAGUAAAUGGAAAACUCUGGGAACUCGGUCUGUCCUCAUAAAAUGCAGAAGCAUUUAAGAAGGUUGCUCACAUCAAGGCUAAGAGGGAGCAUAAAAGCUUCUUUCUUUACGGGAAUGGUUUGUGGUUUUCAAUGUGAAAUCAGAGUUGUGUGGGACUUAAGUUUAAUCUCUCUGCCUGCUUUCCAUGGGUUUCCCUUUCUGCCCUGCUGGCUGCCCUCUCUUGAUCUUAAUAUUUGUGUUUUACAUUCUUUGAGGAUUUUGCCUUUCUACAGAAGUGUCCAGCCUAUUUUCCUGUUUUAUGGUAGCAGUUUGCUGGUCUUUUCUGUGUGUUGCUCUCCUUCUCACAUUCAUCUGUGUAACAAAGUAGUUUGUCAUUCAGGUGUAACCUUUUCAUCUAGUCAAUUUUGAGCUCUGGGAAGAGAAACCUACAAAGCUACAAAUGUUCUGUUUCCUUUCAUCUUCAUUUCAGUGAGAAAUGAUGCAGGCACUCAGUUUGUGGGAAUUGGUUUGUGUCCAUUAUAAGACAGAACAGAGGGCACGGAGUGGAACAGCAGCAUUCAGCACAUAACAUGCUCAAAGCCCCCCAUGUGCAGAAAGUCCUCCCUGCCACCCCUGUGAGGUAAGAUGCACUCUGUAAAUGGUGUUAAGCCAGACAUCCUUGGAACAGCUGUUGGUGAGACUAGUAAAUUUCUAGGUGUUCAUCAAGAGCCCUCCUCAGAAGGCAGAAGCUGUCCAUGUGCAGUUAUAUUGAUUUUGCACUUAGAGCAGUGACCAAAGGGUGGCUCUCCAGCCCCACAGUAAGGCUUAGGAACCACAGCUGAUGCUCUCAGACAGAAAAUUUAAACCCCUUUACUGCCAUUCUCGGACUGUGAUUUCCAUCUAACCAGCUUUGAGCCUAGUUUAGUGCAACUUCUGGGUUGUUUUUUUUUUUUAUUUCCUGAGAAGGAGAGUGGAAUUUGGUAAAGGAGUCUGGAUUUUGUGAACUGUAGGGAUCAUAUAUUCACAGAUCUAAAAAUUACUCUCCCAAUUAUACAUGCUAUAUGAAUUUUUUUUCUAAGAGCAGUGGCAUUACUAGUAAACACAUGCUCUUAUGUCCUGUAAAUAUCAGUAUUUUUUAAAGUAAGAUUUGGUUUCUUAAUUGCAAUUAGAAGAGUAAACCAUGAAUCAUUGCAAUUCCUGUUCUUUUCUAGUGGGAGGCUGAUUAUACAGGGUCCAUUUUUAGAGUACCAGUUAUAUGAUGUGCUGCACAUCUUCAACCUAUAUAUGCUCCAGGAAGAAAGACAUUCAGCACCUGAGCAAAGAUGUUUCCUGUUUGUUAGUACUUAGACCAUUAUUUAAGAUUGAGCAGUGAACACAAACUCUCCAAAUCAUCCUUCCCUCACUCCAUUUUUCAGUUGAAAUUUAUGAUUAUUUGCUCGGGUCAUUUUCCACUCUCUGAUAUUUUCCAGGUGUAUUAAAGGGUGUGUCUUGUUUAUUAAUACUUUUCAGCAUCUUCCAAAUUACUUACUCUAUUAACUUUUUGGUCUGCUUUUAUUAGUCAUGCUUCGAAAAAUGAUUUUGUAGAAUUUCGAGUACUUUUCUGUACUUAGUAUUGACAGUAUCAGGGAUUUCAACAGUGUAAGGGCAGGGAAAUACUCUUCAAGGGCAUAAUUUCAGCUGUGCAAGGUCUGAAAUGUAAAAAGUGUCAUUACUUCAUUUCCCUUGAAACUUAAUCUAAUUUACAGUUAACUAAUUUUAUUGUGUUAAUUUACUAAUUUCAAGUUUUACAGCAUUCACUGAAAUUAAAACACUUGCAAUUGAGCAGUCUUUUGGGAAGUGGUGUUACAAGGGCUUUGUGUUCAUCGUUGGAUAAUAUUAUUUUUACAAUUUACUUUUUUCUACUGGGGCUGUUAUGAUUGUCUGGUAUCCCAUUGAAUGCCUUUUUAUUUGGCUGCAAGGGAAGUUUUGCCCUCUUUCAGGUAGGGCCUUAAUUUACUAUGAAGACCAGAGCUGUGUCAUUUGAGAAUGUGUAUUUUGAAGUUGUAAAUUAUUGAUUUAUGAUAACUACAAUGAAGCCCAUAAAAAUAUGAUUUUGGUUGGUCGGGGUAGAGAUAAAGCUAGGAAAGAGAUGCUUAGGGACAGCUACUCUCUAACCUCCAGGCAUAUGCAAUUUUUAAGUUCAGAAUCAGGCAGAAACGGUUUUUAAACAACUCCUUUUUCCCUCUGCCCCUCUGCAACUCAGACCUUUUCAGUCACAGUAAUUUGUGGCAAGACAUCUGUGUACUUGCAAGAGAGUGUGGGUAGUGAGGUGGGAAUGUGCUGCUUGUGCAGGUGAUCCCUUAUGAGAACUGCUGCUUGGUGCAUGCCAAGAAACCUUCCUGCAGCUUUCCUGGAGGACACUGAUGACUUUAAUGCCCUGUUACCUGCUAACAUGUGUAUGAUGAUAGGUGAGGCAGGGACAGGAGUCACAGAAGCACUAUUGUGUACCUGAUAAAAAAUGCACAAUAA
Messenger RNA from Cyanistes caeruleus (blue tit), 6919 nucleotides. RefSeq names its product kelch like family member 42 (gene KLHL42). The record is from RefSeq and is a predicted model, not a curated record. Lineage: Eukaryota; Metazoa; Chordata; Aves; Passeriformes; Paridae. Gene Ontology annotation, molecular function: protein binding.